Molecule: messenger RNA, 2725 nt
Organism: Ruditapes philippinarum (Manila clam)
Lineage: Eukaryota; Metazoa; Mollusca; Bivalvia; Venerida; Veneridae
Product: rab-like protein 6
Cellular component (GO): nucleus; cytosol
Molecular function (GO): GTPase activity; GTP binding
Source: RefSeq, a predicted model, not a curated record
UACUUUAAGGAGGAUUCGCGCAAAGUUCUUAAAAAUAUUAUACCAGCUGAAAAAUAAUAUAAACUAAUUUUGGAUUUCUUAACAUAGCAGUUUCAAAAAUAUCUUCAUUCUUGAUUGUUUAAUGGUCGUGUUCGUGCUAAAUUAGUAGAAAAAUAUGUACUAAUUUAUGUAAAAUUUGGGGUGUUGUUCGGUCACUUCCGGGUUGAAAUGCACAAAAAUUGACAGAUUGUCAGCAUGAAGAUGGUGGCUGUUACUUUGAUUUUGAAUUAACUAUUGUAACAACAAAGGCUGGAAAACAAGACCUUCAAGUAUUGGUGAAUAAACGCAAGUGAAGUCACUAAAAGGACAGAAUGCCGUUUUUCAAAAAGUUCUUAGGAAGUUCAGAUGAUGUAACUGGUAAAGGGAGGGGAGCUGUAACUCCACCAGGACUUCAAACAAUGGGAGCAAAUUUACAGCGCAAGUUUGCUAAAGGGGUACAGUAUAACAUGAAAGUGGUAAUUAGGGGAGACAGAAAUGUAGGAAAGACUUGUUUGUUUCAUAGACUCCAAGGUCAGAAAUUUACAGAAGAAUAUAUACCUACAGAUGAAAUACAGGUUGCUAGCAUACAGUGGAACUACAAAGCAACAGAUGAUGUUGUGAAGGUAGAAGUGUGGGAUGUUGUUGAUAAAGGAAGGAAGAAAAAGAAGAAAGAAGGGUUAAAAUUGGCAACAGACGAGGAUGAUCAGAAUGACGCAGAGCCGUGUCUGGAUGCUGACUUUGUAGAUGUAUAUAAGGGAACAAAUGGGGCCGUCCUCAUGUAUGAUAUAACCAAACAGUGGACAUAUGAUUAUGUUGAGAAAGAGAUGGAGAGAAUUCCUCCCAGUAUUCCAGUGUUGAUACUUGGUAACCAUAGAGAUAUGGGACAUCAUAGAACAGUCCUGGAGGAUAAAGCUAGAUACUUUGUUGAAAGUCUGAAUAGACCAAAGGGAUCUGGCCAGAUACGCUAUGCUGAGGCUUCAAUGAGAAAUGGAUUUGGUCUCAAAUAUAUUCAUAAAUUCUUUAAUCUGCCAUUUCUUCAACUUCAAAGAGAAACAUUGUUAAAACAGUUGGAGAUUAACUCUGAAGAUAUACGAUGUACCGAAGAAGAGCUGGAUAUACACGAGGAAUCUGAGGAACAAAAUUAUGAUGUGUUUAUUGAUCAACUGGCAAAGAAGAGACGUGACCAACAAGACUCUAAGGGUGUUCAGGGAAUAAUGACUGCCCCACCACCACAUUCACUACCAGUUAAACCUAGUACCUUGUCUAAUGUUCCACGCUCAGUAUCAGCUCCUGCCAUUCAGAAGUCAGCUGUCACUCCAGAUGCCAAUCACAGUGUAACCACUCCUACUUCUUCAUUGGCCACACCUUCUCCUGUGUCAAAUACACCAAUCACAGAAGUUCCAGAACCUGAGCCUCAAUCUCAAGAACAGAAUAAGCCAACACAACAAAAAGAAACUGUCAAACCUGUAGAGCAGAAGUCAGGGUUUUUCUCCAGAUUGUUUGGUAAACAAAACACACAAGCACAAGGGCCGUCUGCUGAAGUAAAACCAGAGGCUGUUGAAGAGCCAACUACACCUGUGAAGAGUGUUGAAGAUUUUGUCCCAGAUACUGGAGAGCUUGAUGAUAGUUUCCUUGAUGAUACCAAAGAGGUGAAGGACGUUUCUAGGGGCAGUAGUAAAGAGCCAAAUAGUGAUAGUGAGGAUGAAGAUGGUGGUAAUCCAAUGGUAGGCUGGUUUCCAGGAUAGAUCCUGAUUCUUGAAGAUGAAAUAGAAGCCAGUAAAUCCUCCCAACAGGGAACCAGUCGGCCUAAAAUUACACAAGACAUAGAUUUAUCAAGUGACGAUGAAGACACUACGCAUUCCAAUACACAAACUGUGAAAUAUGAUGAAGAUUAUUUGUCGUCUGAUGACAAUAAGAAAACUGUAAAAGCUGCUUACAACAAUGCAAAAACUAAAAAAAGUGUUAGUGAUGAAAAUAGUGCCAAAAAAAAUAGUUCCGAUAUGCAUGACUUGGAAAAGAAACCGAAAUCAAACUCUGUGUCAUCCGGAAGUGAUAAAGAAGCGGUUGUGAAAUCUGGGUCACAUCUAGGCAUUGAUUCUAUAAAUAGCACAAAGACACAUAGUAGAACAGGAUCUUUGUCAUCUAAUGCUACAAGUGACACAGAAAAAAAUAUAUCUAAUAAUAUCAGCAAUAGUUUAAAUAAACAGACAGGUAAUUCUCAUUCUAGGAAAAUCUCGUCUGAUUCAAGUAGAUCCGAUCAUGUGACAAAUUCCACCAAUCAUAAGACAGAAGAGAAAUCGUCCAAUCAAGAUUCCGAUUCCGAGUCCGAUGACCAAAUAACCGUGCUUCAGGAUGCGGACAUUAAUCCCGAAGAUUUUGGUGGUGCCGAUGUGUUUAAUGAUUGGCUGAACAAACAAGAGACAGUUAAGAAAGAAAAACCUUCCAUUGUAGCAGAUGCUGGGGAUAGUCAGGAGAAAAAGAAAACAAAAAAAAAGAGUCAGAAACAUGUUGAAAGUAGUGAUGGUGGAGUAGAGAAAGAGACAAAGAAGAAGAAAAAGAAGAAGAGAGACAAGGAUGAAGACAGGACCGAGAAAAAGACCAAGAAAAAGGAACGGUCAAAAAGUGAAAAAGAAAGUAUCAAAGAUUCUGAUGCUCAGAAAAAGGACAAGAAAAAGAAGAAGAAAACACUAGAGGAGGAGGGUGAAGG